GUAAAAUUUUUUUGUUUGUUUGUCUCAGUUCCAGACCUGGAAGGCCUCCUAAGAGGACUCAAAGUGUCACCUCCCCAGACAACUCUCAUAUCAUGCCGCAUUCUGUCCCUGGACUCAUGUCUCCUGGAAUAAUUCCACCAACAGGUUUGACUGCAGCUGCUGCAGCCGCUGCAGCUGCUACCAAUGCAGCUAUUGCUGAAGCAAUGAAGGUGAAAAAAAUCAAAUUAGAAGCCAUGAGCAACUAUCAUGCCAGUAACAACCAACAUGGAGCAGAUUCUGAAAACGGGGAUAUGAAUUCAAGCGUCGGCAGCAGUGGUGGUUCUUGGGAUAAGGAAACACUGCACUCUUCCCCAUCCCAGGGAUCUCAGGCGCCUGGUACACAUGCCCGCAUGCCUGCUGCGUAUAGCCUUCCAGUUAGUCAUCCUCUCAACCAUCUUCAGCACAGCCACCUUCUGCCAAAUGGACUGGAACUUCCUUUUAUGAUGAUGCCCCAUCCUCUAAUCCCUGUAAGCCUACCUCCAGCAUCUGUCACCAUGGCAAUGAGCCAGAUGAACCACCUUAGUACCAUUGCAAAUAUGGCGGCAGCGGCACAAGUUCAAAGUCCUCCAUCUAGGGUGGAGACAUCAGUUAUUAAGGAGCGUGUUCCUGAUAGUCCCUCACCUGCCCCUUCCCUUGAGGAGGGCCGAAGGCCUGGCAGCCACCCAUCAUCACACCGCAGCAGCAGCGUGUCCAGCUCCCCUGCACGGACCGAGAGUUCUUCCGACAGAAUCCCUGUGCAUCAGAAUGGAUUGUCCAUGAAUCAGAUGCUGAUGGGUUUAUCACCAAAUGUGCUUCCUGGGCCAAAGGAGGGAGAUUUGGCUGGUCAUGACAUGGGACACGAGUCAAAAAGAAUUCACAUUGAAAAAGAUGAGACCCCGCUUUCUACACCAACCGCAAGAGACAGCAUCGACAAACUUUCUCUAACUGGGCAUGGGCAACCACUGCCUCCAGGCUUCCCGUCUCCCUUCUUAUUUCCCGAUGGCCUGUCUUCCAUAGAGACCCUUCUCACUAACAUACAGGGCCUCUUGAAAGUUGCCAUAGAUAAUGCCAGAGCUCAAGAGAAACAGGUCCAACUGGAAAAAACAGAACUGAAGAUGGAUUUCUUAAGGGAAAGAGAGCUAAGAGAGACACUGGAGAAGCAGUUGGCCAUGGAACAAAAAAACAGAGCCAUCGUCCAAAAGAGGCUAAAGAAGGAAAAGAAAGCGAAGAGAAAACUGCAGGAAGCUCUGGAAUUUGAGACCAAACGCCGUGAGCAAGCAGAGCAGACGCUGAAACAAGCAGCUUCAGCAGACGGUCUCAGGGUCUUAAAUGACUCCCUGACCCCAGAGAUAGAAGCUGACCGCAGCGGCGGAAGAACAGAUGCUGAAAGGACAAUACAAGAUGGAAGACUGUAUUUGAAAACUACCGUCAUGUACUGAAUCUUUCCUAUUGAAGAAAUCCAUCCUUUCAUACAGAACUCUGGAAUCAGACAUUCGUUGCUGGAAAGUUCAGGAAAACAAACAAAAAUAAGUCCAUAUAAAGGAACUUCUAUUUUGUGUGUUAAGGCUCUUUAACAUAAAGCAGAAAAGUUUCCGCCAUUGCUUUUCCACCUGUGGUUCAUCCCGGAGACUGAGAAUGUUUAUAAAUCUACACAUCUCAACCUUCCCACAGUUAAUAACUCAGCUGUGCUGCUGGACACGUGUAGACAGAGAUAACGAUGGGUCUUAAGAACACCUAGCAUUGAUUUGUUUUCUUUUUGUUCUUAAUGGAAUGAACCAUUUCUCCUCUUCUGAAAAUUCUGUAACUGAACGCAUCAACAGACUGUUGCAAUGUCACCCAGACUUAUAGACCUGUGCCUCACAGAAACCAGCAGGAAUAUAUGGGAUGACCCUGUAGGGGGCAUCGAGGAUGCUGGAGGGGAAUGAGAGAAGUGAAAGUAUUCUGUUACGUUCGAUUUUAAACUCUCUAAUUGUGGAUUUUCUUCUGAAGACUUUUUUCAUAUACUUUCUGAAAGACCAACAAAUGUGUGUUAACAACUCAAUGGAAUUACAUUUUGCAUAUCUGAAACAGAAGCAUUGAAUAUAAGCCAAAAGGUUUCCCUGAUGGUCUCUUUUUCUUAAAGAUAAAAAAUAUAUAAAUAUAUAUAUAAAUAUAACAUGUUUUCAUUCCAAACUGGUAGUGGUAUAUAGGAUUACAAAUAACGUUGCUUCUUACUCAAACUGUUGGUCACAUGUACAGUAUAUAAACAUAAAACUCACAGGAAGGUAUUAUGUAUGCAGUAGUAUACUAGCGUUUAGGCAAUGAAAAUUUUAGAAAAUAUGUUUUGUCACCCUGUGGGUCAGAAAGAUGUCUUUCUGGUUUUAACGCAUGCAGGCAUGUAAAUAUUUGUCUGGAGUCACAGUAUUAAUGAAUGAGAUCUUAUGAAUCUGGUGACAUCAGAACUCUGUGUCAGUCACUUUUAUUUGUAUAUUGAUCCCUAGUGAGUGUCCCACACUGCACUACAGAGGAGGAAUUGUGACUGACCAGUAAAUCAAAACACCAGAGAUAUUUUUAUAUGUUAAUGUCAUAAUAUGUUAAUGUUGCUGAAAAACAAAACUUACCAAGCCCUUGGUGUAUUGGUCCAAUACCACGUAGCCCCGAGUGAUGAAGUGAAGCUGUACCGUGCUUCCCACCCUGUUCAGAGGGUAGGGUGGCUAUGUGUUAUUUUUUACUGUCUUUUUGAAAGUUACAGUAUGUGUUUUCAUAUUUGUGCAUAUAACUGGAAGUAAAGCUGCAAACAGUGCUAUUACACGCUGAAGUUCCCUUUGUUUUUACACAAUAGGAGCGACACUUUUAAAGACUUACAGGAAUCAGUGCCGUUGCUGUACAUUUUAUGAUUGUCUCUGCCAUUCUAAAAUUUUAUAAAAUAACAUUUUUAUUCCCAUAAAGCAACAAAGUAAUAAGUCUAAAGAAGCUAGUUUCAAUGUAUAAAGAUAGUUCUGAUUGGGUAAUCAUUAUUUGCUUAAGAAAAACUAUCCCAUUAUGGAUACUGUGUCACUAAGCUCCUGGACUUUUUAGGUCUUCCUUGCAGUUCUGAAACGUAACUAAUUCUUGGCUGUAACUUGCUAUUAACUGGUUAAGUCCAUUUUUAAUACAACAAAGGGUUAUAUGUACAGUCCUUCUUUUAGCUUGCUUUAAAAGGGAGUGAUAUUUUAAUUUAAAAUAUUAUUAGUAACUGCUUUAUAGAAACUUGGUUUGCUGAGCAUAAUUCUUCCAUGACCAUGUUUUGUUGUUUGAGGAAAAGAGAGUCUUUUCCUACUUACAGGUAUAUUUUGUUUGUUUUUCCCUACAUACAGUCUUUCAAAAGUUACAACACUUAAAAUUGGAUGGACUUGUGUCAAGAUUUGGAGUCAUACAUUAACAGAGUUUUUUAAAGCUUACCAUUUACAUAGGCAGCAGAGUUGGUCUCUGCUCUGCUCCUGGUAUAGAGUCGCCUGUUAAGUGGGGCUCAUCAUUUUGAAAUGCAUACAUGAAAGACCUCUGAGAAUGCUUUAGUGUUUGGUUCAACAGAAAGAAAAUAUUAGAACUGAAGAAAAAUGCUGUCCGCUGUAUGUUGAGACUCUUAUUAACCCGUUGUAAAUAAUACAAUUCACACAAUGUUAAUGUAAGUUUGUAACUUAAUUUUCCCCUUUUUAGUUAAACAGGUUUGUUUAGAAACUUGUGUUUUGGUGUAAGCAAGUAAAAUCGUGUCCAUUUUAUGGUUUCCAUGCUUUUUUAAUCUUACAAAUAUUAACGUCUAGUUGUUCUAUAUUAUAACCAUAUUUGCGCUCUAUGCAAGCCCUUGGAACAGAACAUACUCAUCUUCAUGUAGGACCUAUGAAAAUUGUCUAUUUUUAUCUAUAUAUUUAAAGUUUUCUAAAAAUGAUAAAAGGUUAUUACGAAUUUUGUUGUACAAAAUCUGUACAAAAAUCUGUUUUUACAUCAUAAUGCAAGAAUUGGAAAUUUUUCUAUGGUAGCCUAGUUAUUUGAGCCUGGUUUCAAUGUGAGAACCACGUUUACUGUUAUUGUAUUUAAUUUCCUUUUUCUUUUCAACAAUCUCCUAAUAAAAAUGUCUGAAAUCGCCUUGUGACUUUA
This is a messenger RNA of Myodes glareolus (Bank vole), 4131 nucleotides long. NCBI's taxonomy places the organism in Eukaryota, Metazoa, Chordata, Mammalia, Rodentia, Cricetidae. The record is from RefSeq and is a predicted model, not a curated record.